AUGAUGGAAAAUAACAUUAAAAUGACGGGGUUGCCUAUUGAUACCAAUCCCCACAUCAAAAUCGAUGAAGGAGCUGAAAGGGAUAGUCAAAUGCAGAACCCGAUUUCACUAGUACAACUUAAUCAUGGGAGCCCCGCAACAACAGAAACUACAAACAUACAGGCAACCCCAUCACAUCACAAUAGAACAUCCUCCUUCUCUGGCUCUGAACAUGAAUACAAGUAUACCACAGCUUCGCCUAGAAGAACAUCAGCAAGUUCGACCAUCUCUGUCUUAAAAAGUAAAGAUUCAGCUUCGGAUCAAACAUUCAGUUGUUAUGAUCACCCAAAACCAACAAUUGGGAAGUCAAGUCCAGCUUCAAGGUCACAUUCCCAUACUAAAUUAUCGGAGUUAGCCCACAAAGUUUCGGACUUUUUAUUUUCAACACGUCGAAGUAUCGAUUUGCACACGACAAAUUCGUCUUUUUCAAAUGAUCCAAAGAAUUUAAAUAAUCUCAGUGAUUCAUCAACAGCAUCGCCUAUAGCUUCAAGGGAAAAUUCGCAUGUAUCCUUGACAUCAUUAGCACGCACUGGCGGUCGCCAACUCAAAACUAAAAGACGCAGUUUCCUUAUGAGGCCCACCUUAAGUCCUUCACGUACAAGUGAUACCAAAGACCCGCUUGGUAAUUAUAUACUCGAUCCGCCAUCAUCCAAUCCUCUAUCUCCAAUCUCAAAUGCUUCAUUGGGUUUACCAUCUAGCAAAAAUUCCGCUUGUCAUUUUGCUUGUUCCGAGAAUGAGGAGAUAAGUAGGCGCAACUCACAUGUAAAGGAAACACAUUAUGUUCACGUCGAGUACGAUCCUAUUACACGUAAGAGAGUGUUGAACACUUACGAAAUUUUGAAAGAUCUAGGUGCAGGUCAACAUGGUAAAGUCAAGCUCGCAAAAGAUAUAGCCACGGGCAAACUUGUUGCAAUCAAGAUUGUUGAUCGAACAGGGAAGCCCGCUUUAAUGUUAAGUCGACUUUCCAGAGGCACUUCCCAGACUCAAGAAGAUAAAAUCAGAAGAGAAAUUGCUAUAAUGAAAAAGUGUGAUCAUCCACAUGUUGUUAAGUUAAUCGAGGUCUUGGAUGCUGAAAAGUCCAGAAAAAUAUAUAUGGUUCUUGAAUACCUCGAGAAGGGGGAAGUAAAAUGGCAAAGAACAGCUGAAGAAGUUUUUCAGAUCGUACAAGAAACGAGUAAGCCACAGAAGCAUAUCACAUUAAAGGAAUGUAUCCCCGAACCACUGUUAACUUUAGAUGAAACUAAGAAAAUAUUUAUUGAUGUUUUAAGUGGGUUGGAAUAUCUACAUCAUCAGGGAAUAAUUCACAGAGACAUAAAACCUUCUAAUCUGUUAGUGAGCAAAGAUAACGAAGUCAAAAUUUCUGAUUUUGGUGUUUCCUUUGCUUCAAACUUGGAUCGAACAAAGCAGGAUGAUUUAGAGUUGGCGAAAACUGCAGGGACCCCCGCCUUUUUGGCUCCUGAGCUAUGUUCUUCAGAAGAUAGACGCUCUAAGGUCACGUAUAAGAUAGAUAUAUGGGCACUUGGUGUAACAUUGUUUUGUCUAUUAUUUGGCGAUUUACCAUUUUAUGCAGAGUCAGAGUACCAACUUUUUAAAAAGAUCAAUAAAGAAGAACCACGAUUUCCAGAUAUGGCAUGCUGGCAUGUUGCAUCUCAGUUACCCACUUGUGAUUUCAAUAUUGUUAAAGACUUAUUGAUGAAGCUACUUGAUAAAAAUCCUGACACCCGUAUUGAAAUUGAAAACAUAAAGUCACAUCCUUUUGUUCGUCAAUACUGGAAAGAAAAGAAAACUUGUAAUGAGUAUGCGGGAUGGAGAAAGGAUAUGAAAAUAGACGUCAGUAACGAAGAAGUAGAUGACGCAAUUGUUGGAUUAGGCAAUAGGAUAAAAAAACGUAUCAGUGAAGCAUUUCGAAGAAGGAAAACAAAUGAACAUAAAGAUAGCAAUGCUUCAGAUGCUGAAACUAGUAAAUCCCCAUCUAAGGAAACCUUGGGUGGGUUAAGAAGUUAUGCCCUGGCUGAAUUGAAAGACGACUGCAGCUAUAUUUUAUCAGAAGAAACACCUAGAAGUAGUUCACAGGUUUCAUUGUCACUUCUAAACGAGAAUUUGUCAUCUCGACCUACCACUUUGAUAUCAAUUGAGAAUGUAUCAGGAUAUAGCUCGACGAACAUGGGCAGUGCAUCAAGUAUGGAAGAAAAUAAAAAUUUGAAUGAUAUUGCUGAAGAAGCAGAGAAACAUGAUUCUAGGGAGAUAAAUAGAAGCGAGCUUCAGGAGCAUACUAAACAUGAACGGUUUGCUACAACUGCUAAUCUUUCAUCUUUUGAGAUGCAAAACUCAAGUACCCUUGGAUGCUCGAAUAAGACUGUCAAUGGAGAUAACUUUGAGGAUGGCGAAUACGAUUAUCGCAAAGAAUUAACAGAUGGCGGCAACCCUGAAAGCGUGAACUUAACCGUUAAUCCCAGCUUUGCGUCAUUAGAUAGUUUUUAUGAUGAUUCAUAUGCAAAAUUUUUGAGUCCUGGUUCCGGCGGCUCGAUUGUUCAGCCUAGCAGAGGAAGUGGCAACCGUAUACCUGUUCGCAUUCACAGUAACUCUAAUAGGGGCUCUCCAAACCUGCAACCUUCUAACGGAUCAUAUGAAGGUGCAUUAACAUUUGAUGCAUUGGGCUUAAAUAGAAAAGAUUCAAGCAGUCCUACAAAUUUCCAGUAUAUUCAUAAUCCAAAUGUUUCAAGUUUAAACAGUCUUAGGGGUAAGUCCUUGAAGGUCAUCACUCCUCCAAAUCAACCUUCUUCAAACUCCAUAACCAGGAGCCCUGCAAUGAUGAGAAACCAACUAAAGGCAGCAUAUGCUAAUCCUAUGAUAAGCAAUCAGAAUUGCCGAGUCUCCAAUGGAAGUGGGGAUCACACAAAAUCAAGCAAAGAAAAGAGCACCAGACCUUCCGCAUUUGUUGACUCAGAUAGUGAUAGCGAUAGUGGCAGUGAUUCUCCGAUUCAGUUUAACAAAAAGUCGGAUUCCACUUUCAGCUUUACGCAACGAAGAGUUAAUAUUACCAAUGAUGCUAUUAAGAACAAUGCACCUGUUUCGAGAAGAGCGAUAUUUACUAAUAGUGAUGAUGAGACUGAUGCCGAUAACGACGAUCUCGAAGAUGACAGUACUGUUGACUUCUUUGCCAAACGCAGCAUCAAACCGGGUCCAGAAAGCAGAUCAAUGAAUGCAUCCCCUUCGGCAGUAGCUCCUUCUGCCAUCUACAAAGCACCUGCUAAUUCUAAUGUUCAGCUUCAUACGCCACCAUUGUUAGCAAAAAGUUCAAUUUAUGGAACCAAACUCAACUUGCUUUAUCACAAUGACGAUAGUGAUGAAAGUGAGGAGACAGAUUUAUCUGGAGAUGAGCUUAUAUUAAGCUUUGGUAAGCCCAAAAAUAAUACCAAGAUUGACAGUAGGAAUGUUGCAAUGGAUAGAUCCUUUUCAUCAACAGCAGAUGUUGUUGAUGUUCCCGAAAGUAUCAUUAAGAAAAGUAUGAACGUUAAUCAGCUUUCACAAUCUAACGUUGUGGUUAAUAGUCAUGGUGGCAUUGUUGACGAAGUAGUUGAUCUGAGCAUCGAUGAUGAUAAUUAUUUAGGUAACCGUUAA
This is a messenger RNA of Pichia kudriavzevii, 3660 nucleotides long. RefSeq lists its product as uncharacterized. Gene Ontology annotation, molecular function: protein kinase activity; ATP binding. Gene Ontology annotation, biological process: protein phosphorylation. The coding region runs from base 1 to 3660 and encodes 1219 amino acids. The record is from RefSeq and is a predicted model, not a curated record. The transcript has a single exon. NCBI's taxonomy places the organism in Eukaryota, Fungi, Ascomycota, Pichiomycetes, Pichiales, Pichiaceae.